AUGCGAUGGAGGAGCUUCGCACGCACUAUUGAUCAAAAGAACUCGAAGUCACGGAAAAAAGCUUUGCAGGCUCGGCUCAAGACGGAGCAGAGCUUGGCACAAAGCUCAAAAGUCUGGAGCCAAGACAUUCUGCCUAAUUGGAACAAGGUGCGGCACACGCGUAAGGUGGCCGACCUCUGGUGGGGCGGGCUGCCGCCGAGCGUGCGCGGCCGCGUCUGGAUGCUCGCGCUCGGCAACGACCUGAACGUCACGCCUCAGCUGUACCGCGUCUACCAUCAGGAGGCGCUCUCCAUUCUGGAGCUGGCGCAGGCCGGCUCCGGGCCGCGCACCAGCGCCGGCGACAAGGAGAGCUCCGUCGAGCUCAUCCGCCUGGAUGUGGCGCGUACCUUCCCCCAGCUGGGCCUCUUCCAGAAGGGCGGACCCUACCACGAGCUGUUGCACGAGCUGCUGGGCGCCUACGCCUGCUACCGGCCCGAUGUCGGCUACAUCCAGGGCAUGUCGUUCAUCGCAGCCGUGCUGCUGCUCAACCUGGACCCGCCGGACGCCUUCGUCGCCUUCGCCAACCUGCUCAACCGGCCCUUCCUCUUUCACUUCUUCCAGCUGGACCACGGCAUGAUGAAGGCCUACUACGCCACUUACACGGCGCUGCUGCGAGAGAACCUGCCGGAGCUGUGGCGACACAUGGAGGUAGAGGAGGUGACGCCGCAUCUCUACCUCGUUGACUGGCUGUACACGCUCUUCUCCAAGUCGCUGCCGCUGGACGUGGCCUGCCGCAUCUGGGACGUGUUCAUGCGGGACGGCGAGGCCUUCCUGGCGCGCGCCGCGCUCGGUAUUCUGCACCUGUACGAGGAGCAGUUGCGCGACAUGGAGUUCAUCAACCUGGCGCAGUUCCUGACCGGCCUUCCCGACGACCUGUGUCCGGACGCGCUCUUCAGGUCAAUCGGCAAGGUGCACACCCACAUCGGCAAGCAGUCCUUUCACGAACUGGUGGAGCUCAACCGACAGGCGUCGACCACUGAGUCGCCCUGAACCGAGACAUCGCGACCGAGACUUCAGAAGGGUGGAGACGAGGACGGAAACGGGUGUGGACUGGGAUAGGACAGAGACAGAGACAGAGACGGAGACGAACACGGGGACGGCGACGGUCGCCGGGACCGUGACUGACACGGAGACGGCGACGGACAAGGGGACGGAUACGGAGACGGAGACAGAGAC
This is a messenger RNA of Pollicipes pollicipes, 1215 nucleotides long. Its product is annotated as TBC1 domain family member 12-like. Gene Ontology annotation, molecular function: small GTPase binding; GTPase activator activity. Gene Ontology annotation, biological process: regulation of GTPase activity. NCBI's taxonomy places the organism in Eukaryota, Metazoa, Arthropoda, Thecostraca, Pollicipedomorpha, Pollicipedidae. The record is from RefSeq and is a predicted model, not a curated record.